UCUCCCAGCCGCUGUUAGCAUGAGAAUGAGGAGCUUAGAGGGACCGGCGCUUGGAAAGCCAGUUCGUUGUAGGAACACGCACACUGUGUGACCGAGUCAGAGAAAGGAGUUUAAAUCGCAGAGAGGGAAUCGAGAAAAUCUACACAGCAGUGACUCGCUCCGAAAAAAAAAAUAAAAACCCUCCUGUCUUUUAUACCAGGAAUACAUUUUAGGAAGGUAGCAGAUUUCUAAAUCUACAGAAUACAGGAAUACACAGCGGCACAGCGAUCUGCAAUUUAACAUGAUCUCCCCGUGCGCUUUCCCUUCCUAAUCAUCCAUGGCGACAGCACAGACCUUGCCCCUGACCAGCAAAUCCAGCACCCACUUCAGUGACCUCUACCCCCUCCCCUCCCAGCGCGGCCAGUACAGGAGCACCAUGGGAAGUGUGGGCAGCCUGAUCGAGAAGCCAAACCUGUCCUCAGAGCCCCUGCACAGCAGCAGGGCCGUGCCCCAGGCGGGACCCAGGCAGCCCGACGGCCUGCUCAAGAAGGGCCUCGCCCAGAGGGAGCUGCUCAACUAUCUCAACAUCACCAAGAAGGAGCCCAAACCAGGCAAGAGGACCGUCUCCUCCAUCAAGAGGGAGCACGGCUCCGAGGAAGGAGAGAACCUCUACAGCAAGAUGCAUCACAAGCACGGCAAGGAGAUUGACCUGACCAAGAACUCCCUGCCGCUGGAAAAGUCCCGGUGUCGACCCUCUGCGUUCAAACCAGUCACUCCCAAGAACUUCAGCUCAAUGCAGAACCUGUACCCGUCCAGACACGAGGACCCAGAGAAGGGGCUCCCCAACGGGCUUCAUCACGUCUCCUACACCAAGGCCUCCCCCUCCAGGAGCGGCCCCACCAGACCCCCUCCGCCGCGAGCCCUCAGCCAGCAGGACGAGGAGAACAUGUCUGACUCGGGACACCACUCCCUGAACAGCCUCCCGCCCUACCGGCCCCCCUUCAAGGCUCACCUGGGCCAGAUCAGCGCCUCCAUGAGCCACAUCAACCACAUCGGCUCGCUGGAGCGUGGCUCGGCGGGCUCCCGGGGGGGGCGGUCCACGGCCACGGAGCUGUCGUGCCGCAGCAUGGCCACGCUGCACCGGCUGCAUGGCUGUGACGGGGAGGCACCCCCACCCUACCAGGCCUCGCUCUCCAUGGAGGACAUGGUGAAGGACCUGGAGGAGAGGCUCCUGGAGAAGGAGCACGAGCUGAAACAUGUGAGGAGGAACCUGGACGAGAGCGAGGACGCCAUCGCUCAGGUGUUUGAAGAGAGGCAGCGGCUGUGGGAGAAGGAGAUCGAGGAGCUCAAGCGGCUCUACGCCACCAAGCUGCGGCAGAUCUCCCAGCAGGCCCAGCGCUCGCAGCGCACGCUGCAGCUGCAGCUGUACAAGGUGCAGCAGGAGAAGCGCAGGCUGCAGGAGGACCUGGGCGCGCUGCAGCGGGAGUGCGAGGGGUUAAAGACUUUCGAGCAGGGACAGGACAACCCCAGACUGGAGGAGACCAAGUGGGAGGUGUGCCAGAAAUCAGGGGAGAUCUCCCUCCUGAAGCAGCAGCUGAGGGACUCGCAGGCAGAGGUGGCUCAGAAGCUGGGUGACAUCUUCAGCCUGAAGACGCAGCUGAGAGAGACGAGGGGGGAGCUGCGAAGCAAGGACAACGAGAUCGAGCUGCUCCGAGACUCCCUGCAACGCACCCUGCAGGACGGAGAGGAGGACGGAGAGGCAGAGGGUGAGGGCAGGGAGGGGAGGGGGCAGCAGCAGGGCUCCACAGAGGAGAGGCUGAGGGCGGAGCUGCUCCUGGAGAGACGACAGAACGAAGCCCAGACCUCCCUCUUCGAGUCGGAGCGACGCACCUGGCAGAACGAGAAGGAGAAGGUGAUCCGGUACCAGAAGGAGUUGCAGACGGGCUACCUGGAGAUGUACCACAAAAACCAAGCCUUGGAGAAGGAACUGCAGGAGCUGCGAGGAGCUGGAGGAGGAGGGGGGGAGAGUGGCAGCAGCAGCACAGGGGCCAGCGACCCACAGCAGCCCACAGGCCUGCCCUGGAUAGAGAGGAUCGAGUCCUCUGAAAUAUGACUGCCUCUGGUGGCAGGAGGGGCAAAGGACAGAGGAAAUAGGAGGGCCAGAAAUAAAAAAUGAACGCAACAAUCUGUGGGCAAAAGAGACUAAAGCUGAAAGAAGCCAGUGCUUGUGUGGCUGUUUGUUAUUGGAUGACGUGCCCUUCAAUCCAGGAAGCUGCUGCAGAAGGUGCUGCUCUUGGGAGUCCGGGACUGCAGGAAAAUGUACGAGACGUCAACGCUGCAUGCUGUCUUGCAAAGUGCCAGAUUAUUAUUUUUUUUUUUUUCACUUUUGAAAAAUAAAGGGAUUUUUUUUGUUUUUUUUAAACGUAACAAUUCAUCAACAUCUCUGUGAGGGGGGAAAAAAAUUCUGGAAUUUACCUGUAUAGUUUUUAAUGUAAUUGUUUUUUUUAAUUAUACUUUUUAUUAUUAUUAUUAUUAUUAUUAUUAUUAUUAUUAUUAUUAUUGUUGUUGUUAUUUAUUUCAUUUAUGUUUUUUUUUAUAUUGGGAACAAUAACCCAGCAUUGUAGUUUUCACAUGCAACACAUUUUUUGUGUAGUUCUGAGUCAGUGUGAUACAUGAGCCCCCUUGGUCUGAUUGGAGGAUUGUGCUGAUAAAGGCGGGUCCUAAUGCAUGACUGACAUCUAACUUGCAUGCUCUCAGCAUUGUUUCCACCCCCCCACUCCCUUCGGCAGCUGAUCAGAAACAAGAACAUUGGAAGUCAGCACAUCAAGGGGCAGAGCUUCAGAAACUUGGCUUGUUAGUUAUUAGGACCUUGUUGUUUGUUCACACACACAUACACAGAGACUCUGUUAUUCAGUAACUCCCUAAGUUACAGUCUCACCAGAGGCACAAGCAUAAAGAACCCAGACUUCCCUGCAUAUCCACCACACCUUUCUUUUCUUUAGAAACUUCCACGCCAGCAUGUUCCGGGGUCAGACUAAGGUAACUGAACCUGGGCCUGGAUGUAAAGGCACGUCAGGACAUUUGGUCCUUUACAAAUCAGAGCUUCCUGAAUUUAAGGCACGCUGUAAUAAAUAAGUGAGCUGGGUCUGCUGCUGUGGGUGAGACGCAGAAUUUAAAAUGGACCUGUGUUUCACAUGAAGAACGGCUCCCUAGAUUUCCGAAAGGUUUCCUCAGAUAAUACCAGACCCUGAAGAGUCCAGACACUGAAGCUCAAGGAGAGAAGCAGCCCAUGUAGAAUGUCAUUCUAAAUGAAGAAGCCUCUCUGUACAGAACAUAAACCAGCAGUGCUGGAACUCUGCUUUCCAGUACAAAAGAGCCGGGCUGCGCAAUGAUCUUCUCAACAGAACACAGCUGUGUGUAGUUUCCCCAGCGGAGGAAAUGGGCUAAAUAAAGACAUGAAUGGACUGGCACCACCCUGGGAUUAUGAGACUGUGAUGCUGGUAGGACUAUCCUGGUCCAGCAACGACCACUCCCUGUGCAUGGAUACGGGGCUGUGAGACAUGGAAUAAGGACAAUGGACAACUUGUGUUACAGAAAAUAAAUAAUAAUAAUAAUUUAAAAAGAAGGAAUAUGAAGAAAUCCUGUGUAAAUUCUGUGAUCCCCAAUUCAAAUCACUUAAUCUCUGUGUGUAUGUGUGUGAAUGUGAAUGUAAAUAUAUAUA
Acipenser ruthenus (sterlet) is the source of this 3700-nucleotide messenger RNA. Its product is annotated as NEDD4-binding protein 3-A-like. NCBI's taxonomy places the organism in Eukaryota, Metazoa, Chordata, Actinopteri, Acipenseriformes, Acipenseridae. The record is from RefSeq and is a predicted model, not a curated record. Gene Ontology annotation, cellular component: cytoplasmic vesicle. The coding region runs from base 317 to 2092 and encodes 591 amino acids. The transcript has 5 exons.